Molecule: messenger RNA, 5326 nt
Organism: Alexandromys fortis (reed vole)
Lineage: Eukaryota; Metazoa; Chordata; Mammalia; Rodentia; Cricetidae
Gene: Dennd5a
Product: DENN domain containing 5A
Exons: 14
Coding region: 274-2832 (852 amino acids)
Biological process (GO): retrograde transport, endosome to Golgi
Cellular component (GO): trans-Golgi network
Molecular function (GO): guanyl-nucleotide exchange factor activity; small GTPase binding
Source: RefSeq, a predicted model, not a curated record
GCCGCGGUGGGGCGGGGAGCCGCUCUCCGCCCUUCCUCAGGCUUGCUCGGGCCGCGACGCGGAGGGCAGUGUCCAGGAUGCGGCGCGGGGUGGCUCAGCGCCCCCCUGCCCCGGCACGGCAGCGGCGGCCGCUGGGACCCGGCCAGGCCCGGGGACGGCGGCCCGAGCCUCGGUAGCGGCGGCAGCGGCGGGAGCGGCGGCCGAGGGCGGGCGGGCGGGCGGCCGGGGGCGGGGGCUCGGCUCCGCGCGGCUCGCCCGGCUCGGCCCGGCGCCAUGAGCGGCGGUGGCGGAGGGGGCUCGGCGCCCAGUCGCUUCGCCGACUACUUUGUCAUCUGCGGGCUGGACACCGAGACCGGGCUGGAGCCGGACGAGCUGUCGGCAUUAUGCCAGUACAUUCAGGCUUCUAAAGCCAGGGAUGGUGCCAGCCCUUUCAUUUCAAGUACGACUGAAGGAGAAAACUUUGAGCAGACGCCAUUGAGACGAACAUUCAAGUCUAAGGUCCUUGCCCGAUACCCUGAGAAUGUAGAUUGGAACCCCUUUGACCAGGAUGCAGUGGGAAUGCUGUGCAUGCCCAAAGGGCUGUCAUUCAAGACCCAGGCUGAUCCCAGGGAGCCACAGUUCCAUGCCUUUAUUAUCACAAGGGAGGAUGGCUCUCGGACAUUUGGGUUUGCCCUCACCUUUUAUGAAGAAGUGACCAGCAAGCAGAUCUGCAGUGCAAUGCAGACCCUCUACCACAUGCACAAUGCUGAGUAUGAUGUCCUUCGUGCUCCACUUGCUGAUGGUGGAGACCAGAGUGGUAUGGAAGAUGGUGAAGGCAUACCUGGAACCAAGCUGCAGCGCUUCAACUCCUAUGACAUUAGCCGGGACACGCUCUAUGUCUCUAAAUGCAUCUGCCUCAUCACUCCUAUGUCCUUCAUGAAGGCAUGUCGGAGUGUGCUGCAGCAGCUCCACCAGGCGGUCACAUCACCUCAGCCCCCUCCUCUGCCCCUUGAGAGCUACAUAUACAACGUACUCUAUGAGGUGCCACUUCCACCUCCUGGCCGCUCGCUAAAGUUUUCUGGGGUCUAUGGGCCAAUAAUCUGCCAGAGACCAAGUACCAAUGAACUUCCUCUGUUUGACUUCCCUGUCAAAGAGGUUUUUGAACUGCUUGGGGUGGAGAAUGUGUUUCAGCUUUUCACUUGUGCCCUUCUGGAGUUUCAGAUCCUGCUUUACUCACAGCAUUACCAGAGACUGAUGACCGUGGCGGAGACGAUUACAGCUCUCAUGUUUCCUUUCCAGUGGCAGCAUGUCUACGUCCCCAUCCUCCCAGCUUCUCUCCUGCAUUUCUUAGAUGCUCCUGUUCCGUACCUGAUGGGCUUGCAUUCCAAUGGCCUCGAUGACCGGUCAAAGCUGGAGCUGCCUCAGGAGGCUAACCUCUGCUUUGUGGAUGUUGACAACCACUUCAUUGAGUUGCCAGAGGACUUGCCUCAAUUUCCCAACAAACUGGAGUUUGUCCAGGAGGUCUCUGAGAUCCUCAUGGCUUUUGGGAUUCCCCCUGAAGGAAAUCUCCAUUGCAGCGAAAGCGCCUCAAAGCUGAAGAGGAUCCGAGUCUCUGAGCUUGUGUCUGACAAGAGGAAUGGAAAUAUUGCAGGCUCCCCUUUGCAUUCCUAUGAGCUCCUCAAGGAGAAUGAAACUAUUGCCCGGUUGCAAGCUUUGGUCAAGAGGACAGGAGUGAGUUUAGAAAAACUGGAAGUUCGUGAAGACCCCAGUAGCAAUAAAGAUUUCAAAGUUCAGUGUGAUGAAGAAGAACUCAGGAUUUAUCAGCUAAACAUUCAGAUCCGGGAAGUUUUUGCUAAUCGCUUUACUCAGAUGUUUGCUGAUUAUGAAGUGUUUGUCAUCCAGCCUAGCCAGGAUAAGGAGUCCUGGUUCACCAACAGGGAGCAGAUGCAGAACUUUGAUAAAGCAUCCUUCCUGUCAGAUCAGCCCGAGCCCUACCUGCCCUUCCUCUCAAGAUUCCUUGAGACCCAGAUGUUUGCAUCCUUUAUUGACAACAAGAUCAUGUGUCACGAUGAUGACGAUAAAGACCCUGUUCUCCGGGUCUUUGACUCGAGGGUUGACAAGAUCAGACUGUUGAAUGUUCGGACACCUACUCUCCGGACAUCCAUGUACCAGAAGUGUACCACUGUGGAUGAAGCAGAAAAAGCAAUUGAACUACGUCUGGCAAAAAUAGACCACACUGCGGUUCACCCACAUCUUCUUGAUAUGAAAAUUGGACAAGGAAAAUAUGAGCCUGGCUUUUUCCCUAAGUUGCAGUCUGAUGUCCUUUGCACUGGGCCAGCCAGCAACAAGUGGACAAAAAGGAACGCCCCUGCCCAGUGGAGGCGGAAAGACCGGCAAAAGCAGCACACAGAACACCUGCGCUUGGACAAUGACCAGAGAGAGAAGUACAUCCAGGAAGCCAGGAAUAUGGGCAGCACCAUCCGUCAGCCCAAACUGUCCAACCUCUCUCCGUCAGUCAUCGCCCAGACCAACUGGAAGUUUGUGGAAGGCCUGCUGAAGGAGUGCCGCAACAAGACCAAGAGGAUGCUGGUGGAGAAGAUGGGCCGAGAGGCUGUGGAGCUGGGGCACGGAGAGGUGAACAUCACUGGUGUGGAAGAGAACACCUUGAUUGCCAGCCUCUGUGACCUUCUGGAAAGGAUCUGGAGCCAUGGGCUGCAAGUGAAACAGGGGAAAUCAGCUUUGUGGUCUCACCUGUUACAUUAUCAGGAAAACCGGCAGAGAAAACUCACAUCGGGAAGCCUUAGUACCUCAGAUAAAGUCACCUGGCUGGAGAGAUCUCGGCUCAGUAGUUAAAGAGUGUUUACUGUGGUGUUGGAGAGAGGCAGCUCAGUGGUCAGGAGCACUUGCCACUCUUCCAGAGGACCUGGGUUGGGUUCCCAGCACCCACAUGGUUGCUCACAGCAUAUGCGGCUCCGGUUCUGGGGGACCUAUACCCUUUUUUUCAGGCAUGAAUGCAGUGUGCAUAUGUACAGACAUGCGGGCCAGGCAAUUGUACACAUAAAAGAAAAAUAAAAUCUUUUUAUAAAAAAAAGUGCUCAUUUUUAUUGCAGAGAACUAGAGUUCAGUUCCCAGCACCCAUGUUGGGUAGAUCACAACCUGUAACUAGAUUUCCAGGGCCUCAAACAUCCUCUUCUGGUCUCCAUGGAUACUCAAACACAGUGUAACCCACCCCCCCAUACGCUCAUACACACAAAUAAAAAUAAAAUAAAUCGUUUUUAAAAAAUGGAGCUCCCAGGCUAACCAAACGACUGUACCACUGCAAAACAGGUUUGCUUUCAUUGUCUAUUAGUAGACCCCAUUAUUUUAUUUUCUGAGAUGGGGUUUCUCUGUAACUUUGGAGCCUGUCCUGGAACUCACUCUGUACACCAGGCUGGCCUCAAACUCAGAGAUCCACCUGCCUCUGCCUCCCAAGUGCUGGGAUUAAAGGUGUGCGCCACCAUUGUCCUGCUUUUUUUUUCUUAAGAUUUAUUUAUAUAUAUAUAGCCAGGCAGUGUUAGGAGGAGUGGAGACACAGAGAAGAGAGGAGUACUACCUUGAGGGGAGGUGUUGGAGAUGGUGUGGGAGAAGGAGGCUUCUGGGAUUUGGCAGAGAUGGUCAGCAGGGUGCCCUCUUUGCUUCUCUGAGUUAGCAGGUUUUUACCUCAGCAUCUGGCUCCUGAGUCUUUAUUGGAGAAUUCAAAUGAUUGAGAUUUUGUUAAAAACAACAGAUCUCUAGAAGAUCAGCCAGUGCUCUUUCUUAACUGCUUAGCUUUCUCUCUAGAUCCAUCUCCACCCUGCAAAACAAAACAAAAACCUGUAGUUUGUAAGGGACUACAGAGACCAUCUAGUCCAACUGUUUUACUUUAUGAGAAAAAAAACCCUGAAGUCCCAAAAGGAACAGGAUGUUUAUAAGAUCAUCAACUAAGUUAAUACAAAAGCCUAGGUUGGGAGCAGAUCUCUGUCUACUCAUCUAAGGGUCCUUCAUGCCAUCCUGAAGCGUUUCUUCCCAUAUAUAUACUGGUUCCUUUACAGCUCUCUUUAUGUCCUCUUUUCCUUCUCCUUGCCAGAGGGAGUUUAGGACUUUUUUUUUUCCUUUCUCUUUUUUUCUUCUAAUUUUGGCUCUUUGAGACAGGGCUCUGUGUAUCCCUGGCUCGCCUGGAACUGCUCUGUAGAGUAGACCAGACUGGCCUUGAACUCAGAGAUCUGCCUGCCUCUGAGAUUAAAGGCUUGCACCACCUCUGCCUGGCUUUUAUUUAUUUAUUUUUAAACAACAAGAUUUCAUUGUGUUCUCCUGGCUGACCUGGAUUUUGCUAUGUAGACCAGAUGGCCUCAAACUCACUGAGAUCCAUCUGCUUUUGCCUCCCCAGUGCGGGGACUAAAGAUGUGCACACCAUGUCCAAUCAGCUAUUCUUAAUGGUAAAGGUAAGUUAAAUGGAAUUUUAAAAAAUGGACAGGAACUUCAUGCCCUUGAACAGGUGACCUUCAGGUAGCUCUGGUGUAGGAAGAUAAUUGGCCAAAAACCAAGGACAGACUUUUUUUUUUUUAAUUUUAUUUAUUGUGUAUACAGAGCUCUGCCUGCAUUUAUCCCUGCAGGCCAGAAGAGGGCAUCAAAUCUCAUUACAGAUGGUUGUGGGCCACCAUGUGGUUGCUGGGAAUUGAACUCAGGACCUUUGGAAGAGCAGCCAGAGCUCUUAACCACUGAGCCAUCUCUCCAGCCCAAGGCCAGACAUUCUUGAAGUAGUUUAUGAGGUAGUUUGGUGUACUUUGUGGGUGCGUGAGUCUCAGAGUCUUCUCAGGAAGUCUGUGACAGUUACUGCUAAGCAAUAAGUUGCAGCAAAAUAUUCUCAACAGCUUGGUGAUGGAAAUGCUAAGCUUUAAACAUAGGGCCUGGCACCAGGUCAGAGGUGUGGCUUCCCUUCUGGAGGUCCUAAGUGUUCUGGAACAGGUUCAUUCUGGAACAUUCUCUUGGCACUUUUGAAGGCAGAAUUGGAAGUGAGUGGUAGCUCCAGGUGGAAGUCCUGCUUUCCUGGGUCAUGUUGUGAUUGCAUACGAUGAAUUGAGAGCCAGAUCUGUGCUCCAGUCCCUUCUGCCACAGAAUCCACUUCGCUGUGACUCACUGUGUUAAGUGGGAAGACUGCACCCUUUUUUGGCUUUCUUGAAAAUUAUUCAAGAAUUAAAUAAAUAAGGAAAAAAAUCUAAUCUCUCUUAGAAAUUUAAGAAUGUUCGUGAAUGACUAUUAAGGUAUUAAUGAUAUACCCCACUGCUUGCUGUAGAAUUUGUGAUUUGAAACAUGAGAGAGUUGGCUCUUU